UGAUUGUUUAACUAUAACGCUCGUUGUUGACUAUAACUAACAAGUGACAGCUCAUAAGUGUUAUUGAAUUGAAACGAUUGAAAUUCGGUUUUGCAAUUCUUCGCGUUAUAAGUUUAAUAAUUUCCAGUUAGCACUCAUGUUACUGAAAUGGAAAUAAAAAUGUGCUUAUAUACUCUUCGUCAGUGUAUGUGUAUCCAAUCCACGCUUACUGAUCCACGAGAAAUGAUGAUUCCACCGUAAAAUUCUGUGUCACAAUUUUUGACUUGGCGGGGCUGUAAACAUUUUCCCCCUUAAUGCCUAUUAGUAGUUUGCUUUACGAGAAAAUGUUGUUAGCCGGCAUGUCACAAAGGUUAUGUCAAAUGAAUGAAUGAAUCAAUCAAUCAAAGAAAGCCAGACUAUUUUGCUAAUGUUCACACAUGUAGCAGCCCUCAGUGGUUAUCAUGGGGUGAGGCAAGGGUUAAUGUUUUAACCCCAGAGUAUGUAGUUAUCAAGUGGUUUGGAGCCUAUUACACUUAACUAUUACAGGUUGUGAUGUUUAAUGACCCACCAAACAAUCAUGAUGUUCAAGGCAAGAAAUCUCCUCUCAAGGUUUUGGUAAAUUUGUUCAAGAGAAAGAAACAUAAUGUCGAGGACAUUAUUAGGGUCAAAAGCAGCACUCUAGACUCCAUGGAUAAACAAACUCAACAUUCAGAUGGGAAGAACUACUGCAGCGGGAUGGGGAGUCGGGUGCCCUCGACGCUGUCCGUUGCGUCAGUGAACAUAGUCGUGCAGCCUUCGUGCUGUCCCCCGGCCUCCCCCUCCAUCUCCACCGUCACCCUCACCCCGGGACGCACGCGGGACAUCGACCAGGACAUGCAGGCCUUGCGGCUGUCGCGUCAGGACAACCCCUUCCUGCAGGUGUUGGCCAGUCGUGAGAGCCUGAUAGAUAGUCUGGAUGAGCUAGAGUCGGACGAUGCCAUCCUCAUGUCUCAGGAGUUCCCGUCGGACCUGGAGGUGGACCCUCUGACCCUGCCAGAGAUCCACGAACACAUGAUCCGCAGCCCGCCGCCCGUCACCUGGCCCAAGUCGCCCAGCUACAAGGUGUUCCGGUUCCCUGGCCAACCAGGAGACACCGACUCCAGCCAGGACAGCCUGCAGCAUUGCGACAGGCACUCGCCCAUGAAGGCCAUGUCGCCGCGCCACUCCCGGGCGAGCCUCUCUGACUCUGUGCGCGAGCUGUCUGCGGAGGUGCUCAGCUCUACUCAGGCCGUCAUGUCUCCUCGGCUCGGCAGCUCACCGCGCUCUCACCAGCGCUCUGAUCGCAGCUCAAACCCGUUCCUGUUGCUCAAUCCGGAGGUGCGGAGGAUUCAUGGCCGCCACUCGGACGACAACGUGCAGCUCAUGUCCCAAGGAGAGGAGUUUGAGUCUCGGGAGGGUCCUUCAAUCGACCUGUAGCAGUUGUUCGUGAGUCAGUACUCGUCUAGUCAUAUCGGGCGGAAUGCCUGCUGGUUACCAGGAAGUCAUCUUGUCUUGCCAGUUCACCUCUCGUAUCGGGUGUGCUAUGUUCUCUUCUAAGUAUUUACAUAUUUAUGGGCACUAAAGGUGUAAAUCAUGUUAUUUUUUUAUUAUUUAUUUUUCCUUAUUAUUUUAGUUCAGUUGUGAGGUAAAUGAGAUUUUAGGUACUUUAUUACAAGAUGUUAAAAAUAAUUGUACCACCUGUUUCUUGGGAAAAAAAAAUGGUUUAGUGUUUACUGUGAGAUAACAUUGUGAUAAUAAAACAGAAAUCUUCAGACUUUUUGGAAUUUCUGAAAAAUCUGCGGUGCAUAAAAUUUAUGUUCAAAAAGCUGGGAAUUUUUUGUGUUUACAGUUUAUGGGUUCUACUUGAUUGUACCAUUGCGAGUUUUAUGUUAAUUUUGUUUAUUUUAAUGUUGAUUCUGGAAUUUUUGGGUUUAGAUCAAUUGCAUUGGAAUCUAAAAAAAAAAAAAAUCAGGAUUAGAAUGUUUUUGGAAUAAAAGUGUUAAUAAAUUAUUUUAAUAGAGCUGAAUAUUAAUAUUGGGGGUUGUUGUAAUGAAAAUUCAGUUCAUAUUACAGUACCCACUAGAAAAAAUAACAUUUUUUGAUGUUGGAAUCAUAAUUAAAUUUAAUUGUACAGACAAUUUUUCUCAUUGUUUAGAGGUCAUAGUGAUUUACCACUGCACAUUACAUGAACUUACAGAGUACAUUAUUCCAUAGGAUUAAAACCACUGCAGAAUUAUGUAAUAACAAUUUUUAUUACUUUCAUUUGUGUAUUAAAAAUAAUAAAAAAUAAACUUACACAAUAAUUUAUAAUAACUAAUACAAUCUGUCAAAAACCUGUCACAAAGUGUACGAUUCCCAGUUAUUUGUGAGAGUAACAUGUAAAUUUCUUUUUUUGAGUUACUAGUUAGCACUAAAUUACGCAAUUUAAAGCAUUUGAAAUCAUCCGUAAGAAUCUGUGUUUCUAAUUUUUUUGGCAAACACUUGGUUCAAGACAUAUUUGUGUACACAACUAAUAUUUCACGAACAUUAAGCGCUGCCUUUUCUUUCAGUGCUGAGGUGAAAUUUGAGGGUGAUGUAUUCAUAAGCUGUGUUUAGACAUUUGUAUGUCGAAAAUUCCCAGCUUAGAAGAAUAAAUUUGGCAUAUUUUAAAUAGAGUGAUAAAUAUUGUUGAUACUUAAGAUGUCUCUACGAUAUUGUAAUUGAAGUUAUUUUAAAAGAUGUAUUUGUUAUCUACGGACAUUUAGGUGUGCAUUAAUAGUAUUGUAUAGAGGGAAAAGAAAACUAAAAUGAAUACUAGAAAGCAUUCUAGCGAUGUCUUUUUAAGGAAAAAGGGGUUGUCUUUAAAAAAAAUAAAAAAAGAAUGAUUUCUUUGUGGUGUGAGUGCAAUUAGAUUUGUAAAUAAUUUUGCUAGCUCAAAAUGCAUAAAAUUAUAAUUACAUGUAGAAAAAUACAGUACAUAUGUAUACUUUUUAGUAUUACAAAUUUCAAUGAAUGGGCGUGAGUUUUUAUUACAUUUGUAAAAUCAAGAUAAAACAUUAUAACAAAGUCUCACAUUAAGCCAAGAUGAUCAGGAUAGAAAAGUUAUAAAUACUUAUUGUGUCAUAAUUAUUUUUAUUUUAUCAGUGAUACUUGGAACCAUGUUCAAUUACUGUUUUUUUUUUUUUUUUAGAGAUAGGUCAUAUACUGUUUCCAUGUAAUGAAUUUAUGCAAAUAUAUACCACAUAGAUACUUUUUUUUGAUAAAAAAAAAAAAUAGAGUACAAUGAAUUUUCGCAUGUUAACGAUUAUGACAGUAGUUUGAGUUUACGACAGAGUCCAUACUACUGAGACAUGGUCAUUACUAACAACUAAAGGCUUUGUGUGACUCCCUGCAGAGAAUUAUGUAACUACAAAUGGUUGUUUAAGGGUUUUUUCAUUUGCAGUUUUGUCAAGAAUAGUCUUUGAUUGCUUUCAGAUUGCAUAAUUGUCAAAAUUUUAAUUGUAUAAUGUGUCGGGUAUUCGUAAAAAAUUGGCGAAGCCUAGUGGUAGUGCAUAUCAUAUUUGCAUUUACAGUUUUUAAAACUAAAUCGUGUUACAUACAGUAUUAACACACACACAGAGUAAUGCAGUUGUAAACUAAUCCUUAGCAUUGAUUGAAUAAAUAACCACAACUUUGACUAGAACUGUGCUAAUUGUUUUUAAAAAAAAACUGCAUUUUACAAUAUUGCCAAAGUGCAAAUUCUGUAAUGCAGAUUCGUUACAACUUAAGUGCUGCUGAUGUGUAUAAACUUUUAAUGGAUAGUUCAUUGAUUCCUCAGGCAAAAUAAUUAAUAAAUGAAAAAUGUUACUUUUCUAUUAUUUGAGAAAGUUACUAAAGGGUUUUACAAAAUUGUGCCAAUAUUUGCUAAAUUUUUUGAACCUCAUAAUCUUAACAUUGACUUUGUGGUAAUUAUAGUGUGUAUUUCAUCUGACUGUUUAGGACAUCGAAACUUGUUUCUUCUGUAAUGAUCAUGUCAGAUGCAUCACAACUUUGCAAAUUUUUGUUAGUUCCACAAUGUAAUUCAAUUUAUAAAUGUCUUAUAGCAUUUUAGUCAUAAUUCAGAUGUUGGAAAGUUAAGAGUUCAAAUAAAUACAAAAUUAACAAUGACUGCACAGUUAUAAAAAUAAAACACAUGAUCAUGGCUGUAUGCACAUAGAAAAUAAAACUUCACAGAUAUAGGUAUAAGAAUGCAAGUGUGCUAGUGUGCUUUAAUACAAACAUGCCAGUGAGUCCCUGACUCCACCAUUGAGUGCCAUAAUCCUGAUUAUUGCACUUUUCAUUGCCCUCUGAGCAUUACACUUUUGUUACUCUCUGAUGAUCUUAUCUCCUCGACAUACCCUACUGGCUGUUAAGAAGUUUCUCUUCAAAAAAAUAAGCAUAUUGGUAUUAAUCUACUAGGCCUAGGACAUUUACAAUAUUGUAACCAAAACGUACUUCCCUCCUUUGCCGUUCUGUUAUGAAAGGUCAGCUAGAGCAAUAGGCAAUCACCUGCUUGCAAUUACAGCGCUUUAAAUGUCGUGCCGCCUGUCUAUAAGCAUGACUUUGCAUCUAGAUGGCGCUAGGUCGACUGUAGCCUUGAAGUUUCUUUUGAGUACAAAUGCAAUCUCUUGCUGGUCAGUCAUGUAGGAACUCAGUCGAGAGUCGGAAGAAGCUGCAAGGCUCCCAGUUCUUCAGGGCUUCCUCACUCCUUAACCACCAGACACGGGCAGCGGAACCGUGAGGCUAGAGGGAGUGAAUGCUCGGAAAGACUUGUGAAAAGUUUUUCAAAUUUGUCAUCAACAAACUGAUUACUCACCAAGUAUUACACCCAGCGUUCUGCUACACUUCAAAACUUUAUCCAGCAGGAUAUAAGUAUUUUUUGCACAUCAUCGAUAAAACUGUCCUUUUAAAAUAUGUAAAAUACACUACUGGGAGAACUUAGCGUUUUGGCACAUGAAAAUUCAGAUUGUGGUAUAUGGCAACAAUGCCUAGCAGUAAGUUAGGAAAGUAAGUGGGCUUGUAAAGUUGCACAAGGUAGGGAAAAUAGCAAUGGAAAUCAAAACUUUGUGUGAAGGUGGCACAGAACUUGCAUUCUCGCCUGUGUCUAGUGCAUGACACACUUUCAUACAAAGUCGAGCAAUUUCCAUUUUAAGACGAUGUCUUUAGAAAAUCGAGUGAUUGUAUAUUGUCAAGUCAGGAACAAAUUCACGUCUGCAGACAUGCUUUUGAAACUAAAUUGCAGAACUUUUGACUCCCAUUUGAAAUGGGAGACAUGAGAAAAUUCUUAGACAAUGUUGCGCAACAAUUGAUAGUGUGGACAUUUUGGCAGACAGGGCCGCCAGUUAUUCUCUUUGUGCCGUGGAGAAUGCUUUGUCUAUUAAUUUUUUUACGUUUGCAGGCAUUGUCAGAUUUAAUCUUCAUUGGAGGUCAAGUAUAAAUAUCACUUAUAUUGGUCAGCCAAAGCUUGUUACAAAAACAAUGAAGAUAUCCUAUGCAAAAAGUUUUUUUUUACGUACUGCUCAUUACUGAAACGCACAAGUGAACUAUGUAUCAUUAUGUAAACAACUGCAAGUACUGUGAGCUAGUGCCAAAUCUGAGACAAAAAAAAAUGGUUGCAACAAACCGUCAAUGUCACUGAUGUCUUCACUUAUAAAUGAAAAACAAUUUUUGGAGGAGAUGUGAAGCACACAGAAAACCGUUGUCAAACAGGGAUAAAAGAAUCAUUUCACAGUGAAAUAUAAACCAAACUGAAACCAUUACAGUUAUAAUGGUAUGGUCUGGCAUACCUUUUUGUUCUGGAUUUUAACAAUAACAUAAGAAGAGAUAAAUGAGGCACAAAAAUGAAAUAUUUGAAGCCCCUCAAAAAGUGAGUAGCUGAAAAUAUUUACGAUGACGAAACACAUGAGUGGUGGAGGAAACUUCUCAGAAGUGUGAUUUCCAUGGUUGCAGGUAAACUGUCUCUUAUAUCUGGACAUUGACCAACACACUGCUACAAAUAGGUAUAACCCCUUCCUCAACUUCCGUUAAUAAAAGAUAUUGAGAACUAUUCAAGGUUUACUGACAAUAUGCAAAGGGAAAAAAAUGUAAACUUAUGAAGAAAAGAGAUUUCAAAUUGUUCAGUUAUCAUCGUAGCAAGUUUUCCACCUAGGUACGUAUGUAGCACCAGUGACCUUGAAGUUGAAGUUUGCAUGGACAAUUGUUUUUUAAUAAAAAAAUUGUAUUUAAAAAAUAAUAAUUUUUAUAAUUUGAAAAGUUCAUGCAAUAUUUAAAAUGUCUAUUCAGAUAGAAUUGUGAAAUAAAAUUAUAUCACCAAAUUAUCUAAAAACAUACUGCCCCUCCAUCCCCCUUCCCUUCUCACCCCGUACUUUAUGCCCCUGGCACCAGGGUUAUCUCUUCCUUCAAAUCCCUAGGAGUUGACUGGUAUUGUCACCUCUCAACGAACAUUUCCAUACCUCGCUCAGGUGACACAUACCCAGUCUUCUCUCAAAGCCAGGGGAACUCCAGCAGCCAGCGCAUACACGCCGACCUUUCAAUAGAGAGUGUAGACCGCUGCAUGGUCAGUUGCCUUUCAUCUCUCUCCGAGGGCUGCCAACAACACUACUACUGUCAGCUCCCUCACUGCUGGCACAAUGUAAGUCUCAGUUAUUGACUGGUAUUUGUAUGUGCUGAUCAUUUCGGCAUUUUUUCUUGUAUUCUCUCUGUUCAUUUGUGGGCUCACAAAUCCAAAAAGUUUUUACAAUCUUGCAUGUGUCAUCAUUUGAAGUAAGGCUAUUAGAUUGGGACAUUUUGCUUUCUGUGUAAUAUUUCCUAGCUAAUAGCCUUUACACCAUUUGCAGUCACUUAAACUGUCCUCACUGUCCACCCAAGACAUUUUUUUUUGGCAUUCACACCUUAUGUCACAUGCUACAUGUCGUCUACGUCCGCGAAGCAGUCCACUUGGAGAGUGGAGGCGUCGCUGAGUUCUUGAGGCUCCCAAUUCACUGACUUCCCAGCCUAUAGUGAAGCUACCAUGCAGUUUCUGACUGCUCACUUGUCCCAACACCAAAAGUGGAUGGUUCAUCACAAAAGCAUGCGCACAAAGGGACCAGCAGUUCUGAAACUUUCCCUGAUAAAACCUGGAAGAUAUAAGGAAACAGCUAAAAACUGAGUGAAAGAUUUACUAUAAACUGAAAUUAUGUAAUCAUAUUGCAUUAAUUAUAUACAUUAAGAGAAAAUUUAUUUCAUUUGGUUCUACAUUUUAGUUGUACAAUUCUUUGCAAUGCCUUUACUGCAGACAGUCCUCUUAACCAUUUUUUUAUUUAUCAUUGGUUCAAUGUCUGCUUGGGUUAGUCUCUCCUUUAUCGUGAUGUCAUUUUAGGUUCAAUCUGCAAAUGUGUCAAAAUUAUUUUUCUGUGUGUGUUAAUACUUGGGUAUUUAUGUUUUGUAAUAAUACCUUGUCAUAAUUGAUUGAACCUUUAUUAUUUUGUGACACAUUGUGUACAUUUUUAUAUGCAUUUAUUAAAGUCUGUUGUAAGUUUGCAAUAGACUGUAUAGGUAUUUAUUCUGUACUUUAUGGUGCUUUAAAUUUUGGACGUAGCAUUAUUUUUAUUUUCAUAGGUCAGAUAGUUCUAGUAUUUUUCUUGCCAAUGAAAAAAAUAUACUGCAUCUUUGCAGUACUGUUACUUGCUAGUACUCAUGUGUUUUUAUAUUUAUAUUUAGUUAUUUUUUGAUUAAUUUGUUCAAAUCAUUAGUAUUAAAAGUGGGAGUUAGCACGAAAAAUAUUCUAGUCAUCAUAAGGAGUGCCAUAAUAAUGUUACAAAUAUUGAAAAUAAGCCUUUUCAAAGAUUUUAGUGAUAUAUGAUAUUACAUUUACUGAAGUUAUUUUAACAGGUAGAUAGUGUGAGAUACACAAGCCAUCUUGCUUAAUCAUUAUUUAAACUAUUUUGCUCUCUCUUGCAAUACUAAACAUUUAGUUAAUGUUUAUGCAUCAGGUUAUUCCAAAGCAAGGCAUCUCUCUACUUGGUGCAGUUGAGCAUGUUCCAGAAACUGGUUAUUUACUUAUGACAUGGUGUUGCUUCUGUGUCCAGUUUCAAUAUUUUUUUGUUUCCUGGCACUGGACCUAAAAUGACUGGAUCUUAGGAAAGGUGCACAAAUUUAGUUUUGUGCUAUCAAGUAAUGAUGAAAAUGUAAUAAUUCUGUUCAGUGGCGGCCAGUAAGGGAAAUGAGACUUGUGCUGUGAAACACCUAUGGGAGGAGAGGGUGUCACAAUUAAUAGAGUGGGGGUUUGUGUGAAAUGCUGCUAUCAAUACUAACAAAAACCUAAGUUGUUAUACAAUGAAACAGUAUAAUAUGUGUUACAACAGCUAGAUAGCAUUUGAUAACCAGUGUAUUAAACGUGAGGCCGGUGUUUCAGCAUGAUUGCAGUUCUUGCUCACCGCCACUGAUUCUGUUUCAGUUGCCAUUUCAUUUGGGAUUUACUGUCAAUCGUCCAGUUUUGUGCAUAUCUGGUGCCUCGUACUGUUUUACUUUGCAUGGCUAUUCGAGAAGGCUUUAAGUUUAAGAAGACCCUGGGACCCACUUGGUUAUAGUGUCCUGCAAACCACUUGAUUAUUAACAGGAUGAGGCUUUGACUCAAACUGUUACAUAUCCUUUCACUUUUAAUCACAUGGAAAAAAAAAAUUUUUGUGUUGAACAUGUUUACAUUGGCAAAAAUUGUGAACUUAGUAAAAAUGUUUACUAGAAUAUGUGUAUUACUAUACAUGAACAAUUAAAAAAAAAAAUUAAAUCAAAUAUAUUGUAUGGUUGAUAUAGAUGAGCUAUACAUACAUAUACGAGCUAUACAUAACAUAUACAGAUAUGACUGUCAUAAAGUUUGCUCGCACACUUUGACUUGUCUUAACUAAGUUGUUAACGGUACCAAGGAAAUCGUGCACUCACAAGAAUAACAGGGUUAACUGCGCCCUCACAUAGUUGUUACAAUCUCUCGGUUUGAAUAAUUAAAAUUUAAAAUAAUUUGAGAUAGUCCAGUGAUAUAACAGUAUUCUGUUUCUUGUGUUUGAAAAUUGCAAUACUGUAUCUGUAAAAUCUAAGUUCGUUAGUAGUAUUCCCAGUGAUUCUUCCGAACCAAGAGUAGCUCAAUCAUAUUUGUAACAGGUGUAUUCUGCUUCCGGCUUUAGUGCCUUUAGAAGGUGCAGAAAUUUGGAUUAAGACAAACUUUGUUCUUAAGCUUAUUGUUCCACCCUUCAACAGAAUUGUGUUUGGGCAAUGGUAUGAAUUGCUAAAGACAUUGAUGAGAAUAUUUGGAUUUUCUAGCCAUUGGUGCACAAAGUGGUCAAAUAACUCUGUUAGUUUCUCUCCUCCUGGUGCUGUAGUGUGAUUUUGGAGCCGCCCAUCUUCAACAUCCUCGCGGGGUUUCAUUGUAGAGUUUCACAUGCAUACGUGAAGCCUUACCUCUUCUUCAUUCUUGCAGUCCUGCACCAAUCCCAGUCUUGAACCUUGUAACAUAAACACUGGUUGAAGUGGAAAAUGCAUCUCUUAUGGUGCAAGAUGGUAAGUUUGAAACAAGCAAAGAUACUUUCAUAAAGUUUGCUCACUCACUUUAACUUGUCAUAAUUAAGUUAAGGGUGAAGUGUGUAGACCUGAGUGAAGUGCUUGCUACACAAAGUAGUAAUGCUUUCUGUGUGCACCAUUUCUCUGCUUCAGAGCUAGAAAAAACAAGUAUUGUCGGUUCAACUUCUUCAUCUGCAUUUUCUUUCAUCUUCUUAUCAAACAGUGGUUUUCAUAGAUUACAGAACACGUUGAUAUUGUGCUUGCCACAUUACAUGGUUCAUGCUACGUUUGAAGCUGGAGUUUGCAGGAAUUUCUGUCACCAGGUUGAAUCUGAUGUCGCCGGGGGUUGUCGGGGCAUUAGAGAGACGUUAAAUAAGAAGGGUGCCACCGUGUCUAGGGGGCACAGACCCGGAUGAGACUCUUAACUCUGGGUGUGACGUCGCCCGUGUGGGGACAUGACUCGACCCCCGUACACUGCCUACAGAAUAAUUGACCUGGGCCCACUCUCAGCGAUGGGCACGCUGUGUAGUAACGUCAUGGGCUCUUAUGGUGUCCCACAAACCAACCUGGAGUGCACACGUGGUCAAACAAAAAGAGACAAAUUCAAUAGCGCUGUGAUUUAUUGUUGACUACACGGUACUAUUCCCGCUUGAGCGCGUUAAAUAAAGAACUUAAAAAUAGAUUGAAACUGUUUAAAAUCCUUGCGGCACAAUUGGUUUACAGGCUGUCCGGCCACCACGUAGUCGGACGUUACGUUCGUGGUGAUGUCUGAACUCCUUACGGAUACAAGAGUCUAGCGGCAGCACCGCUACUUCCUGCAACUGGCUGCAAUUGCCGAGCCUUUCCGAAGUUGGCCGAUCGGGAGCGCCUACGCGCGUGUUUUUUUCUCUCCAGUAUAAGCCACACAGACUGUUUAGUGGAUGGUUGGUUAUAUUAGGUAAGUAUAGCUACAUUAAAAAUACUGUAAAAUCAUUUUAUGGUUGCUUAGCAAAUAACUUUUUAAUAUGUAGCUAUCCAGCGCUAGGAAACCGUUUACAUGAUUUCACAGUAUCUUUAAUGUAGCUAUCCUAACCAAAUCAACCGUCCACAAUGUUUUAAAGUAUUUAUAAUGUAGCUAACCUAACCUAUUUGACCAUUAGUUAUCAUGUCCUUACCUGAAAAUUACAAGUUGCGUAAAAUUGCAAGGGAAUAUGAGGCAUCCCGAGAAUAUUUGUGGAAGACAGAGACUUCCUAGAUUUUAUACGGUAUGAAAAAUAUACAAAUCCACGAAGUAAGUUUCUUCAAUUAGGUAUUUUUCUCUAAAAACAAUUACAAAUAAAUACCGUUGCCUUAUUUAUGGUCUUUCCUUUUAACACCACCUCCAUAUUUAUUUACAAUGAACAAAAAAAAACCGAAGAUGCACGAUCGGACGUUUUGCUCUCUCGUCAGUGAAAAGAAGGCUUCCCGUUGCGGGAUCACGCCGCCGGCCCCGGAACGAGCGUGGGCGGUGCUGCAAUUGUAGCCAGUUGCAGGAAGUAGCGGUGCUGCCGCUAGACUCUUGUCUUACGGAUUACAAGGUAAUUAAUGAAACAGCCGACUUCGAGGUAGGCUCUGAGGAUAGCGAAAACGAUUAAGAAGAAUUACACAGAACAGUAUUACUGGAUCAGUAUAGCAAAGUUGAAGUCCUAGGAGUGCAGAGCAUGCCCUACCUCGGGUGGUGAUGGCUGCCGGGGUGGCAGGACAAUGGCGCUGCGCGCCAAGACGGAUAGUACCGUUAUUCCGAACCGUAUCGCGCCGUGGCAUACUUAAUGAAACCAAUUAAAUCACCAAACACCCUUUUACAUUUUACCCUGGCGGUCCAUGAACCACAACCACGGAAUAAUCAAGUUAAACAAUAAAUAAUUAAAGUUAUAGUAAAUGAAUGGCCUUUGGUAAGUCUGAGUCUGUAGCGGCCCGUUAGCAUUUCUGCCGAAAGGAAAACAAAUGAAAUAAAGUAUUAUGCCCUGAAACUUACAUACACAACACUAGGGAUAAUUAAAGAAAUAAAAUAAUGGUAAUAAAAUAGAAGUUAGGAGGGAACGAGGCACUGGCUCGACUCUGCCUCUUGCUGGGCGUACACACACGCACACAGGUAUACUUCGGCCACGGGAGAUUCGAAUGAACGGGACGGAAGGAAGAGGGGUAGGAGGGUGGGAACAUAUCAGGCAGGCUCUAGGGGGCGUAGCCCCGGUCGACGUCAAAUUCUUAAUUAAACAGAGGUCUAAUUACUUCGUGGUACAGCUUCAAGAUAAGCUUCUCAUUUUCUCCUGCAAUCUUCUUAGCUGCCUUUCGGUGAAUUUGGAAUUCUGUUUAUUUAGUUUGAUCAGUUGUACUGAUAAUUGCAUGCCCUCUAACUGAAGCCUACACUUUUCUCUAUGCUCUCGACUGCAAAGCCAAGUCGUUUUCUCGUUUUAGUCAUCUUGAUUCAAUAUUUAUGUCUUAUGAGUAAAGAACACUGCAUGCCCUUCUCCAUUUAGGUAAUAGUUAAUUGAUGAAUCAUGAAAUAUAUGUUCAUUCACCCUUGGUAGUGACAACAGAAACAUACAAUUGAAGGCCGUACAGAGAGAGUUUAACAGGAUGAGAAAAAGUUUUCCCACCCAUUCUGAGAAUGUUCAGCUAUCCCACUUUUCUUGCGAGGGUUCAAUUUACAUGCAUCCGUUGAUAACUCACUGUUUUUCACUAAUUGUAAGCAAUGGAGUAUGAACAAAAAAAGAUCCAAAAGCAACAGAUUGUGGUGCAGUAAGUCUGUAUUGAAAAUUUAUUUUCCAUGUGACUAGACAAAAUUUAAUUAGUUAUCCAGAAACAUACUUAAUUAAAUUUGAAUCAGUAUGUGCUGUAUACUUGACAGACAGUUCAUAAUGUGCCGCCGAGUAAGGGCAAAGUUCACUAAAUGUGCCUGCUAACGUGUGGAGGAACAGCAUGCUAUUAGUGUGCUAAAAAUAUUUUAUGUUCAUGAAUUUUGAAUGAUAAUUGCUGGAUUUUUUUGUGUAAGAGUAUAUUGCAGGAAUGUAAGUAAUGUGGGAAAUAAAAUUGUUUCAAAAAUUAAUAUUUCAAUGCUUAAUGUAGUGAAAUUAAGAGAUUAUGCAUGUAUUGAAAUCAAUCCUUUUCCUGUUGUAUUGUAUAAGGAGUUAAACUGGAAUGCCCAUGAUGCUCAUUCUUGUACUAUUUGAGGCAGCCGUAAUUGGAGCAAUUGUUGAUUAUCAGACUCUACAAAAUUAUGUAAUUAGCUGGCUGGCUGGCUGGCUGGCUGACUGUAAUUGCUUAACAUUCCAAAUCAGACAGUUAAUUACUUAUUAGGGAUAUUCAAUAGUCUGGGAUGUAAAUUUAUAAAUUAAUUACCAUUAUAUUGCUUGCUGUUAGUUGAAAACUAGGUUCUUACAAGUAUCAAACUGAUUGUUUUAUAUUCACUGGUACAGUAAACUCUGUUGAUUUAAAUUUGCCACCUUGCCAAAUAUUGUGUAGUAAGUAUUUAAUAGUUGUGAGUUACAAUGUUUUCAUGUAACAAAUUUAUUAAAAUAUCAGUACUGAAAUUUAGUCCAUUGUGAAGCUAUUGUUUCUUAUGAAGAAAGUAGAAAAAAAUAAAGAGUAUUUCAUUAGGCAAGGAUUAUCAUCAAAUUUUUAUGAGGCAGUCUCCUGCCACAACUUGUCCGAAACUGUAAGUAAAUAUAGUUAUGAAAUAGAAACAAAUUACUGUCAUAACAAUUCUGUUUUUUCACUUAUGGGUGAAAUGUGCAUAGCCUAGUUUUCAAAUAUUUCUUCAAAUGGCUCUGGAAUUAACAAAACACCAAAAACCCAAAUGUGGUAGGUGAGGUCAAGCCUUAAAACAAUUCAAGGGUCAGAUAAUAUCAUCAGUUAUCAUCUGAGCUGUGAUUGUCAAGUUCUUGUAAGACUUGCUGUCAUUACAUUUUAGGCUUAUGACUAAUGGUUUUGGGUAGCCUUCUUGUAUUAGUUUGGUUAUUUAUGUAGUAGCCAAUUAUUAUUAAUUCUUUUGUACGAACGUUAUAUUUUAUGCAAAAAUACUGAACCCAUUUUGAUUUAAGACAACUUAAUUGCAGCAAUUACAUUUUGUAAUAAUGUUCAAUAUAUGCAACACACACCCCCAUUUGUGUCUGUGUAAAGUAGUAUUUUUUUUUAUAUAUAAAUUUCAUUACUGUCCACUUUAUUUAUCAAUAUGUUUUGCUCUAAAUUAAUAGUGAUGAUCCAAGAUUGUUUUGUACAUUUGAAAUAUUAUUUAUUAAAAUUUUUAACAAUGUGAAUAGAAUUUCCAAAAUUACAUAACAUUGGGUAGUACAUUUAACAGCAAAAUAUCUCCCAAAACAGCUCAUAUCAUUGACUCAAAUGGUUGUAAGGAAGUGUAAAAAAAACAAUGACCAAGUGCUAUAUUGCUAGUUUAAGUAGUGUAGUUAUAAUUAUAGUGAAAAUUAGUAAAACACGCCAAUAAAAAGUUUUUUUUUUUUUUUUUGUCCAGACAGUAUCAAACAGUGCUGCUUAUUUCAGACAAUACAUUUACUAGAGGUAAUCAAAUAUACAUAUGGUAUUUCGUAUGGCAUCCAAGUUAUUUUGUAAGAAAGCUGAAAAUAAAAACACAAGUACAGUCAACAUUCAAUUAUUUUAGGGCAGCUAAUGGCAUAUAGAGACUUUUUUUUUCUACUCUUGAUUGUUUAUCUCUGUAUGUAAAACAAUAAAAAAUUAUAAACUGCAGUCAAGACUUGUGUAUCACUACUCAUGCCACAUGACAGGAAGGCUUGUCCGUUUGUUCUACACUAUCCCCUUUCUUAUACCCCUUUUAAUAGAGAUGAAUUGCUUGUGGGCUUAUACUGAAAAUAUUUUUCAACUCUAUUGUAAAAAGCCAUGGAAAUGCAGACAAUAUGUUGUGCACACAUCAGUGAAACUUAUGCUUAACCUGGUGACAAAGUUUUUUUUUUUUCUUUCUGUAAUUUGAAAUGUUUAAUGUUCCUGUGUGUGGUAAAAUUGGAUCUGAAGACAUGUUACUAACAUAAUUAUUGUAGGUAUGGUUAAACUUAUUUUCUUGUAAAAAAAAAGACUGAAAUUUGACUUUGUGCUGGGUACUUGCCUACAAGGUAGGCACGAUUCCUUGUUACUCUUUUGGCCACAAUUACAGUGUCUUAGUUGCCCAUCUAUCGCAUUGUUUUAUUCAGAAGAUGCCUACCUACAUCUAAACUUUCUUCUUAGAAGGCCUGGCACUGAAAAUAGACUUAUAAAUACAUUUUGCUUAAAUUUAGCUGACAUUUGGUGCGCAAGCUUUAUGUUUUAUGAAAAGACAAAAAUAUGCCAUUUUGUACACACAGAAUAUAAUUGAGAGUUUUUUUUUUUUUUUUAAAGCAACAAACACAAAUUGGACUGAAGCAUAUGUAAUUCACUUUUUUUUUGUGUGUUAAUAAAAUAACAAAAACAAGCAAUGCAUAUAUGGAUAACAAUAUAUUGCAGAACAUUUAGGUUCCCACUAAAUCUUGAAGCAGUAAUAUUUGCUGUGCAACACAUUGCCUGCAUUUUAGCCUUAGUGAAAUUUUUGUGUGGGGUUUGUUGGUUGAAUGCAUUGUAAUGAUGCUCACUGGCACGAAGUGCUUCAUGUCAAAGGAUGCAAGCCUGUGAUAAAAGUAACUAUGGAAGCUCCUUUUAAAGCAAUCGUUGAUGCCAUCAUAAACAAUGUUAACCUGAAUGGUUUGCCAGUUUGGUAUGGAUUGUCUAAAAUACUGCAUUUUUGUGAAUUAGUUUCCCAUAUUUGGCAAGAUUGCAAAAUAUUAAAGAGAUGGUAUUUGUUGCAAGCUUACUGUAAUGCAGGGCUGUGAAAUGAUAACAACAUUGUUCACUGCAAUAUUUACUGGGCAUCUUUGUGUGCAGUCACACGCAGAGCCUACAGACACACUGUCCCCUCGCGAGCUCUCCCGCUCCCGCUUCACGGCACCCCUCUGUCCGCUACCCUUCAAAACCGGUUUCAAUCCUCCCCUGCCUGACCCUCUUCUGCCAGU
Bacillus rossius redtenbacheri is the source of this 15530-nucleotide messenger RNA. RefSeq lists its product as uncharacterized. The coding region runs from base 532 to 1434 and encodes 300 amino acids. The record is from RefSeq and is a predicted model, not a curated record. The transcript has 8 exons. Lineage: Eukaryota; Metazoa; Arthropoda; Insecta; Phasmatodea; Bacillidae.